Molecule: messenger RNA, 864 nt
Organism: Limulus polyphemus (Atlantic horseshoe crab)
Lineage: Eukaryota; Metazoa; Arthropoda; Merostomata; Xiphosura; Limulidae
Product: cell adhesion molecule 2-like
Exons: 6
Coding region: 64-864 (266 amino acids)
Source: RefSeq, a predicted model, not a curated record
ACACACGCCUAGUUUAGAGUGUAGACUUAGCUGCUGGUGGGCUACUGGAUUACAUUCUACAAGAUGAUUUGGGUUUGGCUUACAGUACUUUUUGCGGAAGACUCACUAGGUCUGCGUCUGUUGGACCUGGAUGUCCCAAGUGUUGUUGAGGAUGGUGACCCAGUGUGGUUGAACUGUUCCUUCGACCUAGAGAAUGAUGACCUGUACUCUGUAAAGUGGUAUAAAAACAGUGUGGAGUUUUACCGGUAUUUACCAAAAGAAGAACCUAAAGCUCACAAGUACGAACUACCCGGCGUUUACGUUGAUUUGGAGAGAUCUGGAGAAAGUCACGUGUCAUUAUUCCGGACAGACUUAGACUCCGAAGGUACUUAUCGUUGCGAAGUCUCAGCUGAAGCGCCCUCUUUCCAAACCGAGAGAGCAGAGCGAGAAUUAAGAAUUUACGAGCUUCCAAAAGAAGACCCUGUAAUGAAGGGAAUUCGUGACAGCUACAGUCCAGGAGACGUUGUUGACGUCACGUGCGUUGCAGCACCUUCCAAGCCAGCUGCUAUUCUGAAAUGGUACAUCAACGGAAAAGAGACACCAAAGUAUUAUGAAAAGCCUCUCCAACCGUUGACAAAAGAUAAACUGUUGGGCUCUAAGUUAGGUCUCAGGUUCACCGUUAAACCAACACAGCAGUGGAACAAUCCCACUCACAUUCGUUGUACUGCAGUGAUCGUCCAGGAAUAUUCACAGAGUGUAGAAGAAUUGUUCGUUAGAGAUACUAAAUCCAGCGAACUUCGUGCAGCGGUCUUUGAAGAGAAGAUGAUAAAAAUACUUUACUUCGAUGGACAAGCAACAAAAGGACAAUUAAGUAAUUUUGAUUGA